CUCUGGAUAGAUAGCGUGUAUUUGAUCCUGAUUAAAAGCCAACAAAAAUGUACAACGACGAUGAGGAGCCUCCUCCACCGAAGCCUGGGCCGGCGAGGCCGAUGCGGCAAGUGCAGCUCACCAAGCACCACAGCCCCGAGGCACCCCUGGCUCCCAAUGACCAGAAGGUGCUGCUCGAGCUCAAGGGCGUCUCCUCCGCCGCCUUCAGAGCACCCCUGGACCUUGUCACCGUCAUUGACGUCAGCGGCAGCAUGAAAGGGGAAAAGCUCGACAAUGCGAAGAAAGCUCUCCGCUUCAUCAUCUCGAAGCUCACCGAGCACGACCGCCUCAGCAUCGUCCAGUUCGACGACAAUGCCACCCGCCUCUGUGGGUGUGGGCUGCGCUCCGUCACUGAGGCCGCACGGGCCGACCUUGAGAACCUCGUCGGCAGCAUCCAGACCCCCAAGGGCUUAACCAACAUCAAGGACGGACUCCAGACCGGCCUCAGAGUCAUCACCGACCGCAAGUUCACAGCCGGCCGCGCCGCCAACAUCAUGCUAAUGUCCGACGGCGCCCAGUCCGAAAAAUACGGCGACGCCACGGUCUUCGAUGAUCCCGGCAACGUGCCCAUCCACACCUUCGGCUUCGGCGCAGGCCAUGAGCCCACCGUGCUGGAGGCGAUUGCACGUAAGAGCCUGGGCGGGGUGUACAUCUUCGAGCCCACCAACCUCUCCGAGACCUUCUCCAAGAUCCUGGCCGGCCUCGUCACCAUCAUCGCCCAGGACCUCGAGCUCACCGUCACGCCGAUCCAGGGCGAGGCCACCAUUAAGAAGGUGCACGCCGGGACCUACCCGGGCUCGGGCACCCCCAGCGACGGAUCCUCCCCCGUCACUGUCAGGUUCGGCACCCUCUACAGCGAAGAGGUGCGCAGGGUCACCAUCGAACUCGCGCUCAGCGACCGCACCGCCUUGCGCCCUUACCGCGCCAACGUCGCCGAGGUCCAUUACAGAUUCACCAUCCAGGGCCAGCAGGCCAUGUUCACCUCCAACCCCGAGCGGAUCAUCAUACACCGCAGAAAGAGUGCGCCCGACCCGGCCGACGCUCCGCCACAGGUGCAGACCCUCGUGGACGAGGUCCGGCGGCAGCAGGCGGACUCGAUCAAGGAGGCGAUGAAGGAGGCCGACGGCCACAACCUGAAAGAAGCGCAGAACAUACUGCAGUUGGCGCUGAACAAAUUGGUGGAAGUGAAGAAGAAACUGGUCGACCCGAUGUUGGACAUGCUCCAGAAGGAGCUGCGGAAGCUGUUGGAGCUCUUUGAAACGGAGAAGAUCUACAGAGAGGAGGGCCGCCCCUACGCCAUCUCCUCGGUCGUCUCCCAUGACCUCCAGCGCAUAGGCGGCGUCAAGGACGUCGGGCUCUACACCACGCGACGCAUGCGUACCUAUCUCAAGCAGGCCGUCGACGACAAACCGCCGCCGUCCGCCGACUACGACGUCCAGGAAGAGACGGAGCCGGAGCCGGGGGUGCUAGCUGGGGAGAAGAGGCCGCUAUCGGUGGCGCUUCGACUGCUAACGGCGGUGCUCAGCCUGCUGGCCUUCUCCAUCAUGGCUAGCGCAAGGACGUCUGGGUGGGCCGGCGACCACUACGGCCGCUACGAGCCGUACAGGUACGCCGUCGUAGUGAAUGUGGUCGUCUGCUUCUACUCGGUCGCACAAGCAUUCAUCGAGACCCGCCGUCUGCUUUUGCCGAGGUUGCGGAGCACCUCAUGCUACUGCGUCACCCUCUUCCUCGACCAGGUGUUGGCGUAUCUCCUCAUAUCGGCAUCGUCGGCGGCCGCAUCUCAGAACCGUCUUUGGGUGUCGAGGUUCGGCAAGGAUCGGUUCGACGACAAGAUAAACGUCGCGGUGUGGUUUUCAUUCCUUGCGUUCCUUGCGCUGUCCGGCGACGCCCUCAUCUCUAUGGCUAAUCUCUUCAGCAGGAUCUGA
Phragmites australis (common reed) is the source of this 1964-nucleotide messenger RNA. RefSeq lists its product as uncharacterized. The coding region runs from base 48 to 1964 and encodes 638 amino acids. The record is from RefSeq and is a predicted model, not a curated record. NCBI's taxonomy places the organism in Eukaryota, Viridiplantae, Streptophyta, Magnoliopsida, Poales, Poaceae. The transcript has 3 exons.